Messenger RNA from Cyprinodon variegatus (sheepshead minnow), 1669 nucleotides. Its product is annotated as periphilin-1-like. Bases 655 to 1290 code for a protein of 211 amino acids. The record is from RefSeq and is a predicted model, not a curated record. NCBI's taxonomy places the organism in Eukaryota, Metazoa, Chordata, Actinopteri, Cyprinodontiformes, Cyprinodontidae. The transcript is spliced from 6 exons. Gene Ontology annotation, biological process: negative regulation of DNA-templated transcription; protein localization to heterochromatin; negative regulation of gene expression, epigenetic. Gene Ontology annotation, cellular component: nucleoplasm.
AUCAGCAUGCUGAUGGUGCUGGGCAUGGUGGCGUGCGUUUCUUCUUUCGGUUUUGAUAAGCUCCUAUCGCAGCCGCCUGGCUCUGAUUGGGCAGCAGCGGAGAAAGAAGGAAGUGAGAAGCGUCGAGUUAUUUUCCUGCGCUUUAAACCGUAGAAAAAGCGAAACACGAGACAAUCCUGGAAGCUCUGGCAGGUUUAUGCAGAUAUAAACACUGUGAGGCGAGCGGCAGGGAGAGACCGAAAAGUUUGACUGUUGCAAUGGAUUAAAGUGAAAGGGCACACUUUCUUUCUUCCUGCUCGGCUCGACUCCAGGAAACCUACAGAUUUUAUUCCGACUUUUUAAUGAAGAUUAAACUAUGAGCCGCGAGCGAGCAGGCAUGGAUCAUGCAAGAGCGCCAGUCACACAGGAAAGAAAGAUUGACAAGAGGCUGAAUGAGAGCACUGCUUCUCCUGCUGAGGUACGGUCUUGUGCUACAACUCACUUUGUUUUUGGAGUAACUAGUUCUGAAGUUUUAGUAUUUGAGAAAAAUAUUUUUUGUAAAUACAGAAUAAAAAGAGACCAAUCAGAAGAGUGAAAAGUCCAUCUGCACCAAGAGCAUGGCUGUCCAGGUCUUACAAACCUAAGUUUGGAGGACAUGUCUACAGACCUCGUUUUAUGGGAGACAGCCAUUCCUUCCACAAAGCUGGCUUCAGCAGUCAGGGCCAGCGCUACCUGAAGCCCCGGGCCUAUAUCCAUCGCAAGGAUUAUCCUUCACCUAAAUCUCGGCAGCUCAUGCUGAAAGAGAAGGAGAAGCAGAGGGAGAAAGCAAGGCUGAAAGAGGAGAGUGAAAAGGAGCGUCACGACCAGAGAGACAGCACUGAUGGACGUUCCCCUACAAAACAAAGCAAUUCUUCUAGGCCUGUCUUACCGAAGUCCACUUCCAGCAGAGACAAGGACAUGCAUUUCACUGUUUUUCAAAACGAGAGGAACCAAAGCAGAGAGAGAGAUCACAGAGCGACCAAAAGCAAAGACAGAGAGCGAAGCAGAGAUGGGGAGCUCCCUUUAACAGCGAGCCAGACGGCAGCACGAGACAGAGCUAUCCAACAGAAGAGGAGAGAGAUAGAUGAGGUGUACUACCAGGAGUGUGAAAUGUUUGGCCUUGUAGCAAAGAUGCUAAUUGAAAAGGAUCCAUCCCUGGAGCGUCCCAUCCAGUCGUCACUGCAGGAGAACCUCCGGGAUAUUGGCAAGCGCUGUGUGGAAGCCAUGGAGAGAUUUAUUGAGGACUAUGACUCUAGGGAACUUUUGCACUAAUCACACACAUGCCUUUAUGUCUUUAGCAACAGUGGUUUGGUUUCCUUUGACUGAUUAAAGCCUGUUGUGUUUUCUUGUUUGUAACCUUCUCAAAGGUUCUUAAAUGCUGCUUGACAACAUUUUUAACUGUUUCUAGUCUAUUACUUUUGAAUGAUGAAAAUGUUAAGCUGGAGAUCAUGUAAUUGUAAAAAACAAACAAACCCCAAAACACUGGUCAUUUUGAAAUAAAAUAAAACUGGAAGACUGUGUAUUAAUGUCAUAUAUAAUGUAUUCCAACUUGGCAGUUUUUAAAAUAUUGUUUUAUAUUUCCUUUGUUGCAUAUAAACCUUUGGUGAGACUGUAUAUAUUUUUAGAAACCUUUGCAGGUCAUGGUGAAAUG